AUGGCCUGCUGCGCUACUAGCUUCUGUGGCUUUCCCACAUGCUCCACCGGUGGUACCUGUGGCUCUAGCUGCUGCCAGCCCAGCUGCUCCCAGUCCAGCUGCUGUCAACCCAGCUGCUGCCAGCCCAGCUGUUGUCAACCCAGCUGCUGCCAACCCAGCUGCUCCCAGUCCAGCUGCUGUCAACCCAGCUGCUCCCAAUCCAGCUGUUGUCAGCCCAGCUGCUGCCAGCCCAGCUGCUGCCAGCCCAGCUGCUGCCAACCAAGCUGCUGUGGAACUGGCAGUGGCCAGGAGGGUGGCAGUGGAGGCGUGAGCUGCCGCGUUAGAUGGUGCCGCCCAGACUGCCGCGUGGAGGGCACCUGCCUGCCCCCCUGCUGUGUAGUGAGCAGCACACCCCCAACCUGCUGCCAGCUGCACCAUGCCCAGGCCUCCUGCUGCCGCCCAUCCUACUGUGGACAGUCCUGCUGCCGCCCAGCCUGCUGCUGCUACUGCUGCCCCCCAAGCUGCUCUGAGCCCAGCUGCUGCCAGCCCACCUGUUAA
Messenger RNA from Arvicola amphibius (Eurasian water vole), 537 nucleotides. RefSeq names its product keratin-associated protein 1-3-like. Lineage: Eukaryota; Metazoa; Chordata; Mammalia; Rodentia; Cricetidae. Gene Ontology annotation, cellular component: keratin filament. The coding region runs from base 1 to 537 and encodes 178 amino acids. The record is from RefSeq and is a predicted model, not a curated record. The transcript has a single exon.